Uranotaenia lowii is the source of this 5843-nucleotide messenger RNA. RefSeq names its product midasin-like. Gene Ontology annotation, molecular function: DNA-binding transcription factor activity, RNA polymerase II-specific. The record is from RefSeq and is a predicted model, not a curated record. NCBI's taxonomy places the organism in Eukaryota, Metazoa, Arthropoda, Insecta, Diptera, Culicidae. The coding region runs from base 424 to 4812 and encodes 1462 amino acids. The transcript has 7 exons. Gene Ontology annotation, cellular component: nucleus. Gene Ontology annotation, biological process: regulation of transcription by RNA polymerase II.
UGUGCGGUCACGGUGAUGAUGGUGCUGCGUUGCUUCUCGCGGAAAGUUAAAAAGUGAUUCGUCUCUUGGUCGCGUUUCAAAAUUCUGAGUUUUUGCCGGACGAUUCCAGUUGAUUCUGGAGGAAAAGAUUACUUUUAAGCUGUCGGAAGCGAUCUUUAUCGGGUUGUCGCGAGCGCCACGUUUGUAAAAUUGUGUCGGGUUAAGGUUUAAAAGUUGGAAAAGGGCUUACGCGGCGAAUUUCGUUUCUAUAAGUUCAUUGAAGAAAAGGAAAAAAAUUAGCGGCUUAUUGCAGAUUGCAAGUGCAAAAAAUCGCGAAGUGGAAACCAGCACCAGUAAUUCGAGCGGCGGUGGAAGAAAAAGAAGAAACUCAAGAAUUGACCGAUUGUGUUCAGCGAUAAUCCUCUAAAAGAAUCCUCCGGUGCCAUGGAUUCCACACCGGCGACCGAAGAUCCGGUGAAAGAAGCGUCUCCCGAAGUGAAUCGACAGACGGGAAAAGAAGUUCCCGUUUUGGAAUCGAACGGAUCCGCUGGUGCGGAGGCCAAAUUCGGGGAAGCAAAUGCACCGGAAGAGUCGGUCAGUGAAACGACGGCGAUCGGCAAACCGGUUGCAACAUCAGGAGAUGAGGUCAAGCCGGUUGAGCCAGAAUCGGAACUGAUCGAGGAACCGUCCGAUGAUAAAUUUGAGGAUGCCGUGGAUUCCGAGGAACAUGUCAUCCAAGAUAAGGCUUCCAUUGAAGACGCCGAGAAGCAGCUUCCGACCACGGAAACGAAAGACGAUGCAGCAGAAUCCUUGAAAGCAGAUUCGGAAACGCCACUUUCUUCGCAACCCUCUAGCGCCGAUCUCCUCAAACCGUCCGCAUCCAGUGACGAUAUGCUGGAACUAAGGGUUUCGGAAUCGUUCGUUAUCGAAGACUCCUCGCCAGAAAAAUCUCCGGUUAAAAGGCCAACGGAAAUUGCUUCGUACAGACCCUCGGUAACUUCGACGACCGCUGCUAAGGCGGUCCAGGAAAUCGUCACGGUAGAUUUGGAUGACGACGACGAUGAUGACGAUGACGAUAUGGGUACUGCAGCCGCGGUUAAGGAUGAGUACGACGAUGAUGAGGAUGAAGUCGAGGAAGAGGAGGACGAAGAAGAUUACUACGAUGAUCCGGACAGUGAUGAUCAGGACGUCAGUCGGGUGAUGAAUGAAACAGUGGACGCAGAUUCGGGUGAAGAUAAGAUGGACGUUAGUUCGUACGAAGAGGGUUACAGUGAUGAUGAGGUAAAUGAAACGGAAGUGGUAGCUCCCAGGGAGGGUUUCGAAAAAGCCGGUCCAAGUGGAAAUAGUGGGGCCACUGCAAAGCGUCAACGUGACGACGAUUAUACGGAUGAUGAAGAAGAUCAUUACGCGGAAGAACAUUACGAGGAAGAUGAUUACGAUGAAGAGGAAGACGAUGACGAAGAAGAAGACGACGAUGUGGCUGAAGUUGUUGAUUUGGGGGGUAGAGAGUUUAAAAGGAAGCCUCAGGCUUCGGUUUCUAUGGGUCAGAUUAGUGUGGAAGACGAAAGUGACGAAGAUCGGGGGGUGAAAAACGACGGAUCUACUCGUUUUCCGCAGAAUAGGCAGAAAGUGUGGAGAGUUAAAUACAAAACCUACAAGUUACGUGUUCUGGCGAAAAUUCGGAAGCGAACGUACAAAAUAUUAAACAAACGUCGCAGUAUGCACGUUAUGGACGAGGGCAGUGAUGCGCUCGUGUGUUCGGAUGCCAAAAUAGUUAGCCUAAAAUCGGUACCCAGUAGCAGCAGCAACGGAAGCACAAUGACCGCGGCAAAACCUCACGUCGAAGAGCCAAUCGCCAGCAGCAAGGUGACCAGCGUGAAGAACGACAACAUAAAGUCCAAAGAACAGAGUCCGGUGCAACCCAGUGCAAGGGAAUCUAGCAAAGAUGAAGCAAUCACUGACAUCAGCGACAAAAAAGAUGACGAGAACAAGGAGAACAAAGCGAUCGUCGAAAAGAACGCACAGGACCUGUCCAAUAAAGUGGAAGACGAUGCAAUGAAAUCGAAUGAGCUUCAAGACAAAAAGGAUGGCGACGAGGCUGCGAUCAUCGAUCAAGUUAUGGGCGAUAUCGACGACGAUAUCGGUGGUGAAGAGACCGAACUCAAAGAAGACGAAUCCAAGGCAAAUCUGGACGACGAACUUACAUUCCAAAUGGAUGCCGAUGGAAGUCAACCCGAUGACGAUACCGAAGAAGACGAUGACGAUGAAGAUGACGACGAGGAAGACGACGAAGAUGCUGUAGACCUGUCGUCUUCAUACGAUGCCAACAAAAGUGACCGGGAGGAUAGCAUCCGUAACAGCCAGACUGAUGAAUCUGAUGCCGUUGAAAUGAUUGAAAGUUCGCCCGAAAAAAGUCGAAGCAUUCCUGAGAAGUUGAAAUCAACCAGCAAACCAGAAGCACCAAUCAUCGAUAGUGGUGACGAAAGUCACAAGAAAUCGAUCGAACCAACCGUUAGUAUAAAGCAAGAGGUGGAAGAUGAUGCUGAUAAACAGCCAGCAGCUCCAUCGAUUAAAUCUAGUCCUCCAAAAGAGAAGAAACUACCCGAAAAACCAACAGAUCCACCAACCGUUUCUCGAAAACGACGACGUUCAAUAGAUCCCGAUGAAAAUCAAGAAGACAACGAACCACUCGUUCCCUCUAAGAAACUAAAAAGGGAGCUAGAGUGCAAUUUCCAAAUGCAUGAUCUUCUUCUAAGAGAAUACAUUGAAACGACAGCCAACAACACAAUGGACGACGUCCAGAAACACACCGAAGAACUGUUGGUCGAUAUUCAGACCCUAAAUGAAAUGAUUCGUGCCAAAGAGGUUGAGUGGAACAACAUGAUCCACUUGAAGAAAGUAAAAGAAGAAAUCCUAACCCGACUGACGCGGAAGAAACACAUCAUGGGUAUUGUCGGAACCAAGCUUGGAGAAGAACAAGCCUACCUGCAACUCGAUUCUUCCAACAUUACAAAUGUACGAUCGGCCUCAGUUGGCCCGAGACCGCCUACGCCGCCUCCGGAAGUAGACAUCCGACCAGCUUCCGUCAAUCCAAUGCAAAGCAACAGCAAAUCACAUUCUGCCUCGGCCAGCAAUUCGAUCUCCACCCGAAGCAAAGAAAAUUCGCUGCUAGCCCAGUUCAACAGUUCUAUUACUAUGGUGCCAUUAUCGACCUCACCGUCGCUGAUUACCUCUGCCAACACGAUACUUGCAGCUCGUGCCAACAUGAAAUCGGCUGAGAUAGCCAAAGAGAAGCCGAACGCCGCCCAAAUUCAGCGACAAAUCUUGCCAAAGCCCGUUCUUUCCAACCACCAGCAGAUCAUGAACAACCUGGCCAUGUCGGCAGGACUUUCUGCGGCCUCAACAAGUGGCGGUGCCACCUCGAUCUCAAAUACCACGUCAACUGUAACGGCAGCAGCAGCAGCUCUGGCCGCCAACAACAUUCUAGCUGGCCUUUCGGGUCUCCUGAAUGGUCAUCACAACCCGGGCGGCUCCCAUGCAAACCAGUUACAGGUGGGUCGACAGGGUGUCAUUAAAGAUGUCAAGAGUAUUAUAGCCGAUUAUCGACAGAAACAUCCAGAACAAGUUCCGCGACGGGGGCGACGCCUGAAAAAUAUACCCAGCUUCGACGGGGUCUCCAUCAGCAACAAGGGGACGCUGGGAUACCUACUGGGUCAGGAGACUUCCCGUCCCUCAAGCAACGAUUCGUCUCAGAGCAAUUCUAACAAUAACACCACUCCCAACAAUUAUCCCGCACACGGCCUACCGACUUCUCCCGGGGGUCUCUCCUUCAAGGAUGUCCUGGUACAGUUUGCCAAAAUGAGUCAAUCCGAUCACAAUUUGCUAUCCAAUUUGACCAAUGCGGCCGCAUCAGCAGCAGCAGCCGUCGCCGCCGCCACCGCCGUUUCAUCGGCUCCUGUCGCCACCUCCUCGACUAGCACGGUCCUCUCAACAGCACCUCAUUCUUCUUCGUCUUCUUCCCAACAGCACCACCACCAGUCGAACAAUUCCACUGCCACUAAUCUCAGCAAAAGCGCAUACCCGGAAGUAACGCUGCAUCCGGUAAUGAACUCGACUCCCAUCGGAACUUCGACAAACGACCACCAGCUGAACCAUUCCGGCGGCAGCAACGCCAAUGCGACAAACCAAUCCCAGCAGAACAACAGUCAGUCCAGUUCGACCAAUUCCCUUCUGCACGGUAUUCUGACCAAAUCAACAUCCCGACCGAACUCGUCCGGGUUCACAUCGUUUUCGCCUACCCUGGCCCGGUUGCUCACGGCACCGGAACGGAUGAACUCCCAGGCGGCCACCGUGACCUCGGGAGCGUUGGCCAACCUGCAGGCUAGCACCGGUCUCAACCUGUCCAAAUCGAACAGCGAGAUCACGAUCACUCCGGUGGGAUCCAGCUUGCAGCAGACACUGCUGGCGGCCCACCAGCAGCAUCAGCUGCAGCGAUUGCGGGAGCAGCACUUCAUGAAUCUGGACGACGAAGCCGACGAUAGCGUGGAUCGGUUGGUCAUCGACGAAGGUGACGAUCAUCAUCACGGGGCCAAUGACCGACGCAAUGCAUCCGAUGGACAUCACCGGAUUGGUGGUGAUUCCGGUGUCGUCAUCACUGCCGGUGGUCGCGGCGGCAAUGGCCCAGAGUUCCAUGAUAACGACGUUCCUAGCUGCCAGGGAUGCAAGAAACGCGACGCCCAGUUCGUGUGUGCCGGCUGUGGCAACCAGUGGUACUGUAGCCGGGAAUGUCAGGUCAAUGCUUGGGACGAUCAUUCCGACGUUUGUUCCGGCUAGGUAAAUCCUGGACUGGACGGUCUGGUAGAAGUCAAUAGGCAGGUAUUAUUUAUCAAAAAAGUGGAACAACCAGUUAGCUCGUAAAAAAUCACAUUUUAACCAGUUCUUUACACAUACACUAUUCAACAGAUAAAAGAAAAAACAGCUAGCUUUUAAGUUAGGAAUACAAUCCAAUUUCUCCUAGGAGAUUCAAUUUGCCAAUUCCUUUUCUAUUAAAUACAGUUUAACAAAGAUACAAAGAAAAGAAAAGUGUAGCAAAACAAACCAAGACAGUGGAGCAUCAAAAUUAGUAUUAGAUACCUAUUUGGUUGCAUUUCUCAUCGAUGUUAGAUACAAAAGUAAGAGCGAAGAGUAUAAACAAAAAUCUUAAAAAAUUAACAACUCCCAACCUAACAUUAAAUCCAUUUGCCUGAAAGUUAUUCUUCGUUUACUACACCAAGCGUAGUUUUGCAGUAGGUAUGUUUAGUCCUUGGUUGAACAAGUGAAUCGAUUGCAUAUGUAUGUGUUAGGUUAGAUAAGAAGGAUCCCAUCAUUAGCACCUUUCUUAUGAAUCUAUUCACGCACUAUUCCUAUUGGCAAGAUAAAAUGAAUAAAAAAACGACGCACCUGUCGCUUAAUUUAAGCGACCCGCGGGGAAAAGGAUGUUCGCCGAUCAACGGUGCAUUCUACAUUUUCCUAUUUUAUAAAUUUUAUUACCAUUAAUUGUACACCGAUAAUCGUAUAUAUUUACCAUUAAAUGACUAGAACGCAUAUGAACAGAGUUUGGCAUAACCGCCUCUCACAAUUUGAAGCACGCAGACUUACCAGGUGAAAAGGCGCAGACAGUUAUUGAGAGACAGAAUGAGGAUAGACAGGAUUUCCUAUAUUGGAAAGCGCUAUGGGCGAAUGUUGAACUGCCCAGUUGCAAUGCAACACUAGCAGAGCAACUCGUUGUCGACAGCAGAGGGACAAAAUUCAAAGAAAGAAAGAACACUUAAACUGUUUCCUCGAACGGAAAAAUGGAAAACAAAAUAAAAUACCUAUUUAAAAUU